Cucumis sativus (cucumber) is the source of this 836-nucleotide messenger RNA. RefSeq names its product MLP-like protein 423. The transcript is spliced from 2 exons. Lineage: Eukaryota; Viridiplantae; Streptophyta; Magnoliopsida; Cucurbitales; Cucurbitaceae. The coding region runs from base 211 to 678 and encodes 155 amino acids. The record is from RefSeq and is a predicted model, not a curated record. Gene Ontology annotation, biological process: defense response; abscisic acid-activated signaling pathway. Gene Ontology annotation, molecular function: signaling receptor activity; protein phosphatase inhibitor activity; abscisic acid binding.
AUCAACACCUCUAUUCUUUUUUGUUCGUGGGUCAAUCAAUAAUUAAGUCUGCUGCAAAAUAUGGAGGGGAAGUUUGUGGUUAGCCUCUGUCUUUGGUACCGGCCAUUAAAGCGGCAGUUGAACUUCUCCUACCCAAUUUAAAGCUCCCUGCUUCACCAUUGCUACAUAUUCACGGGUGCCUCACUCUUUCCAACUCACUGAUCUUCAACAAUGGCUUCUGAUGGAACGCUUAGUGUAGAGUUGGACGUGAAGUCCGUCGCAGACAAGUUCUGGAAGAACAUGAGGGACUCAACAAUCAUCUUCCCUAAGGCCUUCCCCCAUGACUACAAAAGCAUUGAAGUCCUUGAAGGCGACGGGAAAGCAGUUGGUUCCAUUCGCCUCAUUACAUACUCUGAGGGUUCUCCAAUAGUUAAAGAGUCGAAAGAGAGGAUCGAGGCUGUGGACGAGGAAAAGAAGACAGUUUCUUACAGCGUGAUAGAAGGGGAUCUUCUCAAGUACUACAAGAGUUUCAAGGGGCACAUUGCUGUGAUUCCUAAAGAAGAGGAAAAUGGGAGUUCAGUGAAAUGGAGCUGCGAGUUCGAGAAGGCGAGUGAGGAGAUUCCUGAUCCUCAUGCCAUAAAGGAUUUUGUGGUGAAGAAUUUCAUGGAACUCGACGACUACUGUCAUCAGCAAGCAUAGACCCAAUCAUAUUAAGGCUAUGGAGAAUAAUAUGGUUCCUUUGUAUGCGUUUUUGGUGUUUAAUAUUCUCUUCAUCUGCUUCUUCUUGGCAAUAUAAAUUAAAUAAUCCUCAUCUUGUUCUAUCUAAGCUUGCAUUAUGGACUAUUUCUUUUGAUUUU